AUGGAACGAAGAUGCAAGAUACCUUGCCAAGCCCCCACACUCAUCCUAGAAAAAGGAGUCCUCCAAUGCUUCACUAGAAGGCUUAAACUCUGGGCUAAGCACACGUUUGGUGAGAUCAAGGAACGUAAACCGGUUCUUCUUCAGUCCCUUGACAUUGCUAAAGAAUGGUGUGUGCUUACCCCACAGGAGUUAACAAGAGAAUUGGAGCUUAAACUUGAACUAGAUACGACCUUUAAGCAGGAAGAGGUUUAUUGGCGCCAGCAGUCGCGGGUGUCUUGGUUGAAGGAGGGGGAUGCCAAUAGCCAAUUUUUUCAUAACUUUGCAAAUGGUCACCAUAAUAAGAACUGGAUUAAUCAAGUCUCCUACAGGGAGUCCAUCUUCACCACUGAGGUGGAUUUCGAUAAAGCUUUUAUUGCUUCAUUUCAAUCUCAAUUUGGCACUAGGCAUAGGAACCGAUUCACGUUUGACUGGUCUUGGCUUCUGUCCAAAAAACUAUUUGUCGAUAUUUCUAUGCUCGAGGCACCUUUCACGGACGAGGAGAUCAAGAAUGGUGCCUUUGAUCUUGGGCUUGAUAAGGCCCCCGGUCCUGAUGGUUUCCCGCUACCUAUCAACCUGAUUAGUUCCUUCUUGAAGAUCAUCUCCAAAAUCCUUACAACACGUUUAUCUAGAGUGAUUGAUCGCCUGGUUGAAAAUUCCCAAUCAGCUUUCAUUAAAGGUAGACACAUCUUGGAUAAUGUCGUUGCUGCUGAAGAAAUCAUUUUCCAUCUUCAAAAGCAGAAGAUCCAAGGCAAUGCUCUCAAAGUGUAUUUUUCUAAGGCCUUUGAUAUGGUGGAUUGGGACUUUUUACUUGAGCUUCUUGUUGCUAGAGGCUUUGGUCCUAGUUGGAUUUGUUGGGUGAAGACCCUUCUUGUGUUGUCAAAAGCUUUUAUCCUUUUGAAUGGUUCACCUUAA
This is a messenger RNA of Dioscorea cayenensis subsp. rotundata (Guinea yam), 951 nucleotides long. RefSeq lists its product as uncharacterized. The coding region runs from base 1 to 951 and encodes 316 amino acids. The record is from RefSeq and is a predicted model, not a curated record. The transcript is spliced from 3 exons. NCBI's taxonomy places the organism in Eukaryota, Viridiplantae, Streptophyta, Magnoliopsida, Dioscoreales, Dioscoreaceae.